Molecule: messenger RNA, 525 nt
Organism: Meyerozyma guilliermondii ATCC 6260
Lineage: Eukaryota; Fungi; Ascomycota; Pichiomycetes; Serinales; Debaryomycetaceae
Exons: 1
Coding region: 1-525 (174 amino acids)
Source: RefSeq, a predicted model, not a curated record
AUGAGUGUCAACACACUUCUAGGGGAUCCAGAUCGGGUCAACUACAAGCCCUACUUGGCCUGUGAUGGUUCUGAGCAAGAAAAAAACACAAUUGAGCUAUUUGCGUUUGGCGACUAUUGCCAUUACCAAAAAUACCGAGAAAACUAUAUCGAUCUAGACCCUGAAUCGUGGCUAAAACUCAUCAAAUUGACAGCGUUAACGAACGCUAGCAAGUACGAGGGCACGACGGUUCUGCAGGAGGAGUUUUGUAGAGAAAUCACCCCGGCAUUGGCAAUUUUUCAGGAAAAGACAAAUCGAGCUAUGCAUGUAGAUCAACUUUUUAUUGAAUUGGUGGACCAAGGAUGGGUAGAAUUGAAGUUGAAUGAUGCCCUGAAAAGCGUCAGAGUGGAAAAUGUCAUUGCCUUGCGAGACGCCUACUCUGGAGAGGAACUACGAGUGCUUCAUCGUGACGAUGUGGUCGAUAAGGAUGUGCAAUUAGCCACGGAAAAGAUUCGCCAAUGGUCAAAAAAGCUCACCACUUCAUGA